AUUGUCCCUCGGCGGCCGCCGUGGUGCAGCCCGGCGUGUUGCCGUGGAGACGGGCUGGCCGAGGUGGAGCCGGCUGCGGUGCGCUGAGCUGACUCUACCUCUCCGCCAGGACUCAUGUGGCCCCCGCAUGAUCGUGGGGCGGGUAACGGGGUUAAGACCGGGCGGGGCAGCUCCAGGGAACCGAGACGAGACCGGGGUUUCCAGAAGACCCGGCACAGCGGAUUCCUCCCCGCGAGGAGGGACCAUUGCUAUGGAAACCAGAGCGCGGGGCAGCGGGGGAUUGUGGCUCCCAGAUGGUGACCGAUCUUCUGUCUUCCCGAGACCGUCACCCGAGGCUUCGGGCGCGAUUGAUUUCUGAACGAACCUGCCCUCCCGCCCACGGGAGAGAGUUUGCCAUGGCACAGCCCAACAGAAAGAUGUAGCCUUUGUGCCUCUCUGGCCGCUGACCCCCUGGCCCGAUGACAGCACCCCCGUGUCCCUUUCCGGUUCAGUUCCGGCAGCCCUCAGUCAGCGGCCUCUCCCAGAUCACCAGCAGCCUGUACAUCAGCAACGGGGCAGCUGCCAACAACAAGCUCCUGCUCGCCAGCAACCAGAUCACCACAGUCAUCAACGUCUCAGUCGAAGUGGUAAAUACCUUAUACGAGGACAUCCAGUACGUACAGGUGCCUGUGGCCGACACCCCUGCCUCACGUCUUUGUGACUUCUUUGACCCCAUUGCUGACCACAUCCACAGCGUGGAGGUGAAGCAGGGCCGCACACUGCUGCAUUGUGCCGCCGGAGUGAGCCGCUCUGCCGCACUCUGCCUCGCCUACCUCAUGAAGUACCACGCCAUGUCCCUGCGGGACGCCCAUGCGUGGACCAGGUCAUGCAGGCCCAUCAUCCGGCCCAACCACGGCUUCUGGGAGCAGCUCGUCCACUACGAGUUCCAGCUGUUCGGCAAGAACACCGUGCACAUGGUCAGCUCCCCGAUGGGAGUGAUCCCUGACAUCUACGAGAAGGAGGUCUGUUUGAUGAUUCCCCUGUGAGCCAUCCUGCCAGCCCCCCACACUCAGGUCAGGGGUGCAGAUCUGCUGUGGACCCUCCACCCAGACCUGAACGUAAACAUUUCACUUCUGCUGAUACAGAAAAAAAACAGAUGAGGCCUUUUAUAAGGGCCAGGAAAAAAAGGAAAGGUGCUGUAGCUUUUAAUCUUAUUAUCCCUAUCUUCAAAGAUUAACUCCACUAACCAUACUGGGGUGCAGAGAAGUUUCCUACCCUUGUGAGUGACAGGUCAUGGCUGCUGGCCAGAGGGGAAGAGUGAGGCAAGUGCCCAGGCCAGAUAGACUAGCACCUAAAGCAUUUGGCAAGCCUGGAAUCCUGCUGCCGUCGCCCAGACCGACUAACCCAGGAAUGAGUCAGCCAUAGUUCCACUAAAUUCUGUUAAACCCAAAGCCAGAGCCUUAAGCAUCGUGGCGUCACAGUAAGUGGGCCAACCCACUAGGUAAGUGGCCUUUGGGUGGUGCUCUGGGAGCCUUGGGGGCCCAGGCCAACCCUGCUUCUAUCUUCGACCCACAGGCCCCAACUCUGGUUUUCUGGUUGGGAUUUACACAUGACAUAGUUUGCAAAGAAAGCAUUCCACAGUAUAAAAAUUUUUUAAAAAAUAUUUUCAAUUUUGACUGCUGUUGUACAUGGCAAGGUCUCAAAGUACCCUUGGCAGUCCCCUGCCAGCCCUUGAAGGUGGCAUUAGCUUCCUUCUGGGGGGCACAUGUGGAGAGCAGGCCUGACAUCAGGCUUCAGGCGUUCAUCUCCCAGGUACUGAUUUGCAAGGCUGGAGCUGCAGACCAGAACUUGGCCUUGUCACCUCCUCCCCAUGGGAUUCAGACUUCUUGGUGCCUCAGCUUUCUCAUCUGUCCAAGCAAUCACAGCCCUUUCUGGAAAUCACAGCAUUGCCAUGGAGGUUCAACGAUCCCUUAACACCGGGCCUGGCACAGGGUAGGUGCUUAGGGUAGCAACUUUCAUCACGAAUGAUGCUUUGACCCUGCUGGCCUGAGUCAGCGCAGUCAUCCUUGUGAUGGCAUUUCCCCACAUCUGUGCACAACCCUUCACUUGUUUACAAAGUACUCUUCCAAAAAGUCAUCCUGUGGGGGAAAAAUGUGGUUUGAAGGCUUUUCAGACCCUACCUUAGAAGAGGCCUGGACUUUUGAGCCUUUUCAGAGUUUAUAUUGUGUUUAAUCCAUGAGUGACCGGGGGUCUAAAGCGAGGAGCACACUUCCAGCUUCCCCCGAAAGGCCUUGUUUAGAUUGCUGACCAUUAAUGCCAGUGGUGGCUAACCACUGGGGUCCAUGGGAACAAAUGAAUGGGCCCCACCUAUAAGCCCAGAAAUCCAGGAUUUUUCAAACCCUCCAGGGGCCUGAGGAUCUGACUCAAGACCAACUAAUCUAAUCCAGAGGUUUUCAGACCAACAAUAUAUGAGACAGAGAAAAGCACAACAGCUCUGGGAGUCCAGAGCCCAGUGGAAGCCAAAUGCCUUCUCCCUCCAAACCUAUCCCAACCCCACUUCCAUAAAAGGCAUGCCCAGGGGUGUAAUUUUAGGGUGCAGGGGAGAAGGAAAAUCCCUGCUUUAGACUGACUUCUUGUUUUACAGGUGAAUAAACAGACCCACAAACACCAGGGCUGGUGCAAAGCAGCCUUUCUGGAAGAAACCCAGAUGGAAAAUUUCUUUCAUGGUCUUUUUAAAGAGAAAUUGGUUGGGACAUAUUUUAUCUUCAUUUUUAAAAAUUUUGAAUUAACAUACCAUAAAAUUAACUUUUUUGUAUGUACAGUUCUGUUUUAACACAUUUGUGUAACUACCUCUGCAAUCAGGAGACAGGGCAGUUCCAUCACCCACAAAAUUCUCUUAUGCCACCCCUUUGUAUUCAAACGUCUGUCCUGCCCCAGGCCUCUGGCACAUACCAACCUGAUCUCUGUUCCUCUAAAUUUGCCUUUUCCAGAACGUCACAUACAUAGCAUCAUAGAGGAUGUAACUUCUGGAUGUAACUGGCUGCUUUCACUAUGUCUUUGAAAAUCAUACGUGUUGCUUUUUAUAGCUAAGCAGUGUUACAUUGUAUGGAUGACCACAGUUCAUUUUAAUAUUCACCCAUUGAAGGAUAUUUGGGUGAUUUCCAGUUUGGGAAAAUUUUAAAUAAAAUUGCUACAAACAUU
Molecule: messenger RNA, 3180 nt
Organism: Lutra lutra (Eurasian river otter)
Lineage: Eukaryota; Metazoa; Chordata; Mammalia; Carnivora; Mustelidae
Gene: DUSP18
Product: dual specificity phosphatase 18
Exons: 2
Coding region: 459-1025 (188 amino acids)
Biological process (GO): protein dephosphorylation
Molecular function (GO): MAP kinase tyrosine/serine/threonine phosphatase activity
Source: RefSeq, a predicted model, not a curated record